Messenger RNA from Chrysoperla carnea, 4901 nucleotides. RefSeq names its product UDP-glucose:glycoprotein glucosyltransferase (gene Uggt). Gene Ontology annotation, molecular function: UDP-glucose:glycoprotein glucosyltransferase activity. Gene Ontology annotation, cellular component: endoplasmic reticulum. The record is from RefSeq and is a predicted model, not a curated record. The transcript is spliced from 16 exons. NCBI's taxonomy places the organism in Eukaryota, Metazoa, Arthropoda, Insecta, Neuroptera, Chrysopidae. The coding region runs from base 115 to 4668 and encodes 1517 amino acids.
AAAAAGAAACGUAAUCAAUUGGGGGUUAUACAUAUUAUCUUAAUAAUAUGCAACGUAUUAUUAAAUCGCUCUUGUAUUUUUACUUAUAAAAUCCAGAUUUUUUUUUAAUAGAUUAUGUUUUUCAAUAUAAUAACAGGAAUGAAUUUUAAAUUCCCAAUUUUUAUAAUUUUAUCAAUUUUAUUGAUGCAAUCUGUGCCACAUGAAGGUGCAAAAGGUAAUAAAAAAACCAAAUCGGUAACAACACAUUUAGAUGCAAAAUGGAAUGCAACACCGAUUGUAUUGGAAGUAGCCGAAUAUCUUGCCGAUGAAAAUAUCGAUUCGUUUUGGAACUUUGUUGAUGCAAUCUGUAAUUUAGAAAAACCCUUAGUGGAAAUAGAAAAUGAUAAAGAGCGGUAUGAAGUAGUUAUUUCUGUAGCAUCAAAAUUUUUAUCUGGACCCGAAAUAUCCCUAUUGAAAUUCGGAUUAUCGUUACAUAUUUACUCUCCCAAAGUAGAAAUGUUUGAUCAGAUGGCAAAAGAAAGAAAUUUACCAGAAUGUGAUACGGUAGCUGACAUUGGAGGAAAAUUAGCUUGUGGUGUUGAAGAAAUGAAUACGAUUAUUAAACAAACUCCCGAAGGAAAAAUUGGAACUUUUAACUUAGAUCAUCAUUUUAUUGGAUCUGAAAAUAAUUCACUGUCCGUGGUACUUUAUGGAGAAUUAGGUACUGCUGAAUUUGCACGUUUUCAUCGUGCGAUAAAACAACAUGUACUUAGUGGAAAAAUUGAUUAUGUUAUUCGUCAUUUUGUAAAAAGUCGACCGAAUCGAAGACUCCGACUCUCUGGUUAUGGCGUAGAAUUACAAAUGAAAUCUACCGAGUAUAAAGCAGAGGAUGAUACCAAAAUCAAAGAAGAUGGAACGAACGAAGAUCAAAGUUCUGAAGAUGAAGACGAAGAAGUGGAUGGAUUUAAUGUUCAUAAAUUAAAAACACUUUAUCCCGAUAUGGCAUCAAACCUAGACAAAUUUCGUCAAUUCCUAAUCGAAUCAUCGAGUGAAAUGGCUCCAUUAAAAGUAUGGCAAUUCCAAGAAUUAAGUUUACAAGCCGCUGAACGUAUAAUGCAAGCACCAAAAGAAGAAGCCUUACACGUUUUAACAUACAUUUCACAAAAUUUCCCAAUGCAAGCAAAAUCUUUAGUGCGAACGGUAGUUAACAAUGAUUUAAAAAAGGAAAUUAAAUUGAAUCAAGAAUUAUUUAGUAGCAAUUUAAAUUUACAACCCUCCGAUACUGCUUUAUUUAUUAACGGAAUGUUUUUCGAUUUAGAUAUUGUCGAUAUCAUUUCAUUGUUUGAAGUAAUUCGACAAGAGCAACGUGUUAUGCAAGGUCUUCAUAAUAUUGGGGUUAGCAAUAAGAGAAUGUCUGCACUUUUAGAAUUAGAUUUGAAUGAAGCAAGUAGUGGAGGGCAAGAAUUCGCAAUUGAUAUUCGAGAUUCAGCUAUAAAUUGGAUAAAUGACCUCGAAACGGAUUCGAAGUAUCGAGGAUGGGGUUCAAGUUUAAUGGAUUUGCUACGUCCAACAUUUCCUGGCAUGUUACGGAAUAUUAGAAAAAAUUUAUAUAAUUUAGUAUUAAUUAUUAACCCGGCCUCGCUAGAAGCAAAACCAUUGUUAAAACUUGCCGAAUCUUUUGUAGUUCAUCUUGCUCCAUUGCGAGUGGGUAUUGUUUUUGCUGUAAAUGAUUCAAAAGAUACCAUGGGUAAAACUGACCCUGAUAUUGCUAUGCUGUGUGCAUAUAACUAUGUGGCUCAAAACAAAGAUCCCGAACAAGCGUUAGGAUUCUUGACCGAAGUGUACUCAAAAGUUGAAAAAGAGUUAAGUGCUGAAGACGUUAUUUCAAUUUUCAAAGAACUAUAUCCUCGUGCAGAUAUUGAUGAUGUCUUUAGUGAGGAUUCAGAUUAUGAUUUUGGACGACAUUUAGCUAAAGAUUUCGUCCAAAGGACUGGUUUAACGACUCCGUCUGCAUUAAUGAAUGGAAUACCUCUUUUACAAUCGCAGCUAAAUGCUGAUGAAUUUGAAGAGGCUGUUCUUACGGAAGUCAUGCAACAAACACCCGUUUUUCAAAAAGCUAUUUAUCGCGGAGAAUUUUCUGAUCGGCACAAUACAGUUGACUACUUAAUGGAUAAACCAAAUGUUAUGCCACGAUUAAAUCAACGGAUUUUAACACAAGAAUCGUCACAAUUUUUGGAUAUGACUGGAUCACCAGUAAAGUUAGAUGUGUCGAAAUUGUUGCAAGCAUCAAAUCGAGAUUUAACAGCAACAGCUGUUGAAAACUUUAAAUAUUUUUCGAUAAGUAAAAAAGAAAAUACAGUGAAAAUGUUGACAUUUUGGGUAAUUGGUGAUUUAAAUUGUGCUAAAACACGAGAUUUGUUAGCAUCAGCCUUAGCAUAUGCGAAAUCAAAUAGUGAAUCACGAGUGGCGUUUAUUCCAAAUGUUCAAAAAGAUAAACCUGGCCAAGAUCAAUUAUUGAAUAAAAUUGCCUUAGCAAGUGUACAAGCAUUAACACCAGCCAAAGCAUUAAGUUUUAUGUUAACAAUGUUACGAGAAAAAGAAAUUGAACGUGAUUUAUCGAAAUAUCCAGAUGAAAUUAGAGCAAUUGUUCACGAUCAAGAAAUUUAUUUGAAAAUGUUACGAGUUUACUGCCAACGUGUUCUAAGUUUUGGCCCCGGGCAACGUGGUGUUGUCGCUAAUGGUCGGGUAUUGGGACCGUUAAACGAUGAUGAAACUUUGGAUUUAGAAGAUUUUGUGUUACUUGAACGUCAUAGUAUGAGUUCGUAUGGUGAUAAAAUUUUAAAAGCAUUAAAAAAAUUAAAUGAUGAAGACGAUAGUGAUUUAACAAGUAAUCAAAUGCUUCGAUUAAUACCACUUCUAGUAUCACGACCACAAAGCCGAUCUCGUUUCGAAAUUAAUUUCUUUACUGAUGACUACAGUGUGUUAAAAUUACCAGCAGCAAAUCCAAGUAAACCAGCAUUCGAAAUUGCUGCUAUUGUUGAUCCUGUAUCAAGAGGUGCUCAAAAAUUAGGACCAAUUUUGAAUAAUUUACAAAUGAUCUUAAAUUGUAACAUUCGGGUUUUUCUAAAUAGUGUCGAUAAAUGUAGUGAUAUGCCACUGAAAAGUUUUUAUCGCUUCGUUUUGGAGCCCGAAGUUUUAUUUACCGUAAAUGGGGCACAUUCUCCAGGGCCUAUUGCUCGUUUUUCAGGCAUGCCAACAGCACCACUGCUAACACAAAAUAUGCACGUACCUGAAAAUUGGCUGGUUAAUGUCGUUCGAGCUGUCCAUGAUUUAGAUAAUAUUCGAUUAGAAGAUGUAGAAUCGGUAGUUCAUAGUGAAUAUGAAUUGGAGUAUUUACUAUUAGAAGGACACUGUUUCGAAACAACAACUGGAGCUCCUCCACGAGGAUUGCAAGUUACCUUGGGAACCGAAUCAAAUCCUGUAUUAGUUGAUACAAUUGUUAUGGCUAAUUUGGGAUACUUCCAAUUAAAAGCUAAUCCAGGUGCAUGGAUUUUACGAUUACGUCAAGGGCGUAGUGCUGACAUCUACGAUAUUAUUAGCCAUGAAGGUAGCGACACUCCUGCAAAUUCUAAAGACAUCAAAGUAGUAAUUAGUUCACUUCGAUCGAAUAUUUUGAAGUUAAAAGUGGCGAAAAAACCUGAUAUGAAACAUAUGGAUUUAUUGGGUGAAGAAAAAUCAAAUUCUGGUAUUUGGAAUUCAAUAACAAGCUCAUUUGGAAGUGGAACUGAUGAAGAGCAAGAAGAAAAAAUCAACAUAUUUUCAGUUGCAUCAGGUCACUUGUAUGAGCGUUUCUUAAAAAUUAUGAUGUUGUCAGUAUUAAAACAUACAAAAACGCCUGUUAAAUUUUGGUUUUUGAAAAAUUAUCUUUCUCCGCAAUUUAAAGACUUUUUGCCAAUAAUGGCCAAGAAUUAUGGUUUUGAAUAUUCUCUAGUUGAAUAUAAAUGGCCACGAUGGUUACACCAACAAACCGAAAAACAGCGAAUUAUUUGGGGGUAUAAAAUUUUGUUCUUAGAUGUACUUUUCCCUCUGGAUGUUAAAAAAAUCAUUUUCGUUGAUGCCGAUCAGGUUGUUCGAGCAGACAUGAAAGAAUUGCGAGAUUUAGAUUUGGGCGGUGCUCCAUACGCUUAUACACCAUUCUGUGAUUCCCGUACCGAAAUGGAUGGUUUCCGAUUCUGGAAACAAGGAUAUUGGCGUAAUCAUUUACAAGGACGCAGAUAUCAUAUAUCUGCUUUGUAUGUUGUUGAUUUGAAACGAUUCAGACGUAUUGCGGCUGGGGACCGUUUACGUGGACAAUACCAAGCAUUGAGUCAAGAUCGUAACAGUUUGUCAAAUUUAGAUCAAGAUUUACCAAAUAAUAUGAUACAUCAAGUAGCAAUUAAAUCAUUACCACAAGAAUGGUUGUGGUGUGAAACUUGGUGUGAUGAUGAAUCGAAAAAGUACGCGAAAACAAUCGAUUUGUGUAAUAACCCGAUGACAAAAGAGGCAAAAUUAAAUGCGGCUGUAAGGAUUGUUGAAGAAUGGAAAGAUUACGAUAAUGAAAUACGAAAAUUACAGCAACAAUUACUUAACGGCGAAUUAAUAGAUGAAAUUAAGGAAUCUUCACAUUCAGCAGAACAUUCUGAGUUAUGACCUGUUCAAAUUAUUAAUAGAAAUAAUGAACAGCCAUAAUGUAAGUGUAGCAUAAUUUUCCCUCGUUAUGUGAUUCUUUAUUUUUUUUAAGCAUUAAGAAUCGUUUUAAUUAUUAUAAUUUUUCGUAAAAUCGAGAAAAAAAACCUUCGAAACAUUACCUGUUUUUGUAUAGAAUAAUUUGAACACUAAGUUUUUGAAUUUCAAUAAAAACAAAAAAGAAUUUUUUACAUUAA